AUGCCAGCAAUGCUGGAUGAUCCGAGUGCGCCUGUCAUUUACAGGACCUCGGGCGAGGUACCGUAUCCUCCGCCUGGCGGCCCAUUGCCUGUGGGCAUUGCGCCCAUCCAAGUCACUCUUCGCGACCGAGUCACCACUGCAACCAUCAUACCAUUCUCUGCGCCAGUGCAGGUACCGCUCACACUACUGGCAUACCUAUGCGAUCAGUUGGGCCGCGAGAUUGAGAAGGGCGACACAUACCCCAUGGUCGAGCCGCUGCCCCUCGAGAACUUCGGCCCGUACUGGUUCGGAGUGUUCGGAGCGAUCAUGCUCCUAGGCGAAAUACAGGAUGGCAGAGAACUACAUGACAUGGCGCAAAGAGGCUGCGAUUGGGAAAGGGAAUGCCUAGGCAGCUUCUACAUCAAGCCAAACUACCCAGGUCGGUCCAGUCACGUCUGCAAUGGCGGAUUUCUGGUCACAGAUGCGUCCCGCAAUAGAGGUGUUGGGCGCCUGAUGGGAGAGACAUACCUGGAUUGGGCACCGAAGCUGGGCUACACAUACUCCGUCUUCAACCUGGUAUACGAAACCAACGUAGCGUCAUGUCGGAUAUGGGACGCCCUCGGCUUCAAGCGUAUCGGGCGUGUCAAGGGCUGUGGUAACCUCAAGUCAUACCCAGGAGAGCUGGUUGAUGCCAUCAUCUAUGGCCGCGAUCUUGGUCAGGAAGACGACUUUGUGUCCGAAGAACGUUUCGACAAGAUUCGCUUCUACCUCAAGAACGGCAAAUACCCAAACGGCGCCGACAGAGCGGAGAAAAGUCGUCUUCGCAGCGCCGCCACACACUACAAGCUUACGCCUGGCAAAGAUGACGAGCCAGAGAAGCUCUGGUUGAAAGGCAAGGAGGUCAUCGCGGAUCCUCAGAAACAGUAUGAAAUUGCGCGAGAUCUCCACCAUAAGUCGCAUGGUGGCAUCAAUAAAACUACAGCUGCUAUUGCUGAGCUUUACCACUGGGUCCGCAUCAAGGAGACCGUUAGCCAAGUCAUCCGAAAUUGUCCUGAGUGCAGCGAGAUGAACAAGGGCUUGUCGGCCAUGCGACAGAACCAGAACCAGAACCAAAAUCAAGCCCGCUAUAGUCAGCCUACCAAUGGACAGUCUCCACAGACCUCAACCCCGCCCGUCGAUGUAUAUGCACAUUUACGCCAAAGCCCGCCAACACAAGACUCUCCCAACGGGCAGCUCCAGCUUGAAGCAUCGCAAAACACCUUCCCGGCAUAUCCACAACACAACGAGUUCGAUAUGCCAGUCGAUCCAGCUCUCAUGGAAGGUGUCAAACGCAACGGAAGCCUCGCGGAUUUACCGCCCUCACCAUUCUUGGCUGCGGGAGCCGGGCUUAAUGACCUCUUCAACUUCACAAGCAUCAGGAGCGAACGAGCGGGCGCCAACAGCAAGAGAGGAGAUGAGGCGGAGGUUGAACCGUGUGGCAGAAUUUGGUUCCAAGUAAGCAUGAGCGAUGCUGACCAGUGA
Parastagonospora nodorum SN15 is the source of this 1500-nucleotide messenger RNA. RefSeq lists its product as hypothetical. The record is from RefSeq and is a predicted model, not a curated record. Bases 1 to 1500 code for a protein of 499 amino acids. Gene Ontology annotation, molecular function: acyltransferase activity, transferring groups other than amino-acyl groups. Lineage: Eukaryota; Fungi; Ascomycota; Dothideomycetes; Pleosporales; Phaeosphaeriaceae. The transcript is spliced from 3 exons.